Molecule: messenger RNA, 1840 nt
Organism: Protomyces lactucae-debilis
Lineage: Eukaryota; Fungi; Ascomycota; Taphrinomycetes; Taphrinales; Protomycetaceae
Product: MFS multidrug transporter
Exons: 1
Coding region: 177-1784 (535 amino acids)
Biological process (GO): transmembrane transport
Molecular function (GO): transmembrane transporter activity
Source: RefSeq, a predicted model, not a curated record
GCUUCAAGUAGAUCAGACAUUGGGAGUCAUUUCAAGUCAUCCGCUGUACCAGAUCAUACACAGGCUUCUUUCAGACGCAGGGGACUUGUGUACAUAAAAGGACCGCCCGUCAUUCCUUCUCUUGUCGCAUUAGCAACUUGUAUCAGUCCCAUUCCCAACUUGGUUCACAGCAAGGCAUGUCGGAAGUCAAGCUGCUCUUCAACUCCAUCAGCCGCAAAUUCACCAGGGAGCCAGCCUACGAUGUACAGAAGCUCCAGGGUAAGCGUCGCACCAUCACCAAGUCAGAGUGCAGGCACCUCUUUGCCUACGAGUGGUCCAGUUGGAAGAAGUGGACAGUCUUGACGGUCAUUUUCGUGGUACAGCUCUCCAUGAAUUUCAAUGCCUCUUCUGUCGGUAAUGCAGUCACGGGCAUCUCAGACGAGUACGGAGUCAGUCUGCCUGCAGCACGUCUUGCACAGUCACUCUUUCUUAUUGCAUAUGGUAUUGGCAGUGAACUCUGGGCGCCAUGGUCGGAAGGUUUGCUUGGCAGAUGGCAAGUCUUGCAAGGCUCUCUCUUCCUCGUCAAUGUCUGGGACAUCCUUGUUGCUGCAUCCCCCAACUUUGCAUCUGUGGUGAUUGGUCGUAUUCUCGGUGGUGCGUCGAGUGCAGGUGGAUCCGUCACGCUUGGCAUUGUCAAUGACUUGUACCAUGUGGAUGUACACGGCUAUGCACUCAACUAUGUCGUGCUCUCUUCAGUCUCUGGUUCAGUGUUAGGACCUGUUGUUGGCGGAUUCAUCGAAGCCAACCUCAACUGGCGCUGGGUGUUUUGGGUACAACUCAUCUUCGGCGGGGUGACACAGCUGAUGCACGCUCUGCUUGUACCAGAGACCAAUCCUACGGUGCUCAUGGACCGCGAAGCGCGUCGGCGGCGCACCGAAAACAAUGAAAACAUCUGGGGUCCAUCAGAAGAGACAACACUUGACUUCAAGGAGAUUCGUCGUAUCUGGGCACGUCCAUUCAUCAUGUUCGCGACAGAACCAGUCGUGGGUCUGCUCUGUCUGCUAUCUGGAUUUUCCGAUAGUCUCAUUUUCACCUUUAUUGAAGGCUUCCGUCCAGUCACCGCGCAAUAUGGCUUUUCAAUCAUCCAGAAUGGCUUGUUUUUCAUCAGUCUGCUGGUUGGCUACUUGAUUGCAUACAUCUACUUCUUGCCGUUCGUGUCGCACGACAUCAAGAAGCGGAAAGCCAGUCCAGGUAAGAUCAAGCCGGAGACUCGCUUGGACGGUCUAUUGUGGGUAGUGCCAUUACUUCCCGCUGGUCUCUUCUUCUUCUCUUGGUCCUCUCUAGGCCCGGCUUACGUACCCUGGAUUGUGCCGGCCAUUGCUGCAGUCCUGAUUGGCGUGGCAAACUCAGCCAUUUACAUGGCUACGAUCGAUUAUUUGGUUGUUCUGUACGGGAGCUACAGUGCCUCUGCAACUGGAGGUAAUGCGCUCGCUCGAGACGUACUCGCAGGCGUUGCAGCCUUCUAUUCCGCCCCCUUUUUCGCCUAUUUUGAACGAAACACACUGGAGUAUCCAACGACCAUCUUGGCGUGCAUAGCAGUGGUCUUGGUGAUCCCUGUGUAUGUGUUUUAUUUCAACGGGGAGUAUUUCUGUCGCCACAGCAAGUUUGCACAGCAAUUAGCCAAGGAUGAAGCGGCCGAGGCAGAUGCAUCGAGUGCGUCAGAUGGGAAGAUGUCUGACCGCGAGUCAGCCAAGGACGACGCUACAUUGCAUGGGGGGUCAGCGUCGCACCAGGAGAAGGUAUGAGUAAGUUGCUUCAGCUAGCUGUGUUCAUGUAUUGUGUAGUUCUAUGUCUCCCAUGG